UAGUACACGUAUUACGCCGGGUUCACACGGAGUCGUAAACUGGUCGAGAAUACUACUCGCUCUGCGCAUGUCUCACGACUGCUUGAUUUUCACGACCGAUAAUAUACGACCUCCAGUUCACACGAAUUAAUAUCUGAAAGGCGUCGCGACCAGAAAUGAACAGCCACUGACAGUUGUUCAUGGUUGUUCUAGUUCAUGGUACGUUUUUUAUUUAUUUGUUUUUGUGUUUAAUCAUGGCUAAACGGGAAAGUGCAAAAAUUGUGUGUGAACUUUUAAUAAAUGAAUUACAACGUUUGAAAAAUGUUAAAAAAAAGAAACGUGUGUGGGUCCGUGAUUGGAUAAAAAAACGAAAUACUCUUGGUGCCACUAAUAAUAUAUGUCAAGAAUUAUCUUUGGAAGAUCAAAGUAGCUACAGAAACUUUUUUAGAAUGGAUCCAAGUCUACAUUUAUAUUUGCUUAGUAAAAUAAAAGUAGCGAUUCAAAAAGAAGACACCAAUAUGAGAUUGGCGAUUCCAGCAGAAUGUAAACUUAAUGUCACCUUAAGAUUCUUAGCGACCGGUGAUUCAUUCUCCAGUUUACAAUAUUUAUUUAGAAUACCAAAAAACACUAUAAGUACAUUUAUUCCUGAGGUAUUAGAUGCGAUUUACAGUGCUUUAUUGGACUUUUUAAAGGUGCCAAACUCUGUAGAAGAGUGGAAAGAAAUCGAAAAAGGUUUUAAUGAAAAGUGGAAUUUCCCAGGAUGCAUUGGAGCAAUUGACGGCAAGCAUGUGGCUAUUCGUGCUCCAAUGUUUAGUGGAAGUGAGUAUUAUAAUUAUAAAAAUUCAUUCAGUAUAAUACUUAUGGCUGUAGUUGAUGCCAAUUAUUGCUUCCGUUACAUUGAUAUUGGAGCUCAAGGACGUCAUUCUGAUGGAGGUGUUUUUGACCAUUGUUCUUUAAGACAUAUGAUUGAACAAAAUAAACUGCAUAUUCCAGAAAACUUUGUGUUUGUGGGAGACGAAGCGUUCCCAUUAAAAUCCUAUUUGAUGAGACCCUACCCUAGAAGAGAAUUGAAUACUGAUUGUAAAAUAUUCAACUACAGGCUGUCAAGGGCGAGGAGAACCGUAGAAAACGCUUUUGGUAUUUUGGUUUCGCGAUUUCGUGUAUUUGAGAAACCUAUAGCUACUUCUGUACCAACUGCAGUAAAAAUUGUAAAAACCGCGUGCGCCUUACACAAUUGGCUGCAGACAAGACGUGAUUCGAAUUAUUUUUCUCUUGGACUUAUUGAUAAAGAAGACUUGGAACACUAUACUUUUACACCUGGUUCAUGGAGAGAAGAAUCUAAAAGUAAUGGACUUAUCCAGUUGCAGCCAUUACCUCCUAGGUUUCCUGAUCGCAGUGCAAGAGAACUUAGAAAUUAUUACUGUAAUUAUUUCAAUGGAGUUGGAGCAGUGCCAUGGCAAAAUGAAAUAAUUCGUUAGUAUUAUGAAUACCACAAGUAAAACGAUUUCAAUAAAUUAACUAUGUAAAGAAAAAUAAAAUAAAUUUAUCUAAAUAAGUUUAUCUAUUA
Acyrthosiphon pisum (pea aphid) is the source of this 1546-nucleotide messenger RNA. RefSeq lists its product as uncharacterized. The transcript is spliced from 3 exons. Lineage: Eukaryota; Metazoa; Arthropoda; Insecta; Hemiptera; Aphididae. Bases 180 to 1457 code for a protein of 425 amino acids. The record is from RefSeq and is a predicted model, not a curated record.